UUUGCCGUCUAUUCAAGCGUAGUAGCCUCCUGGCAGCUCUCUCAUUCCACUCCUCCUUCCCCUUCCCCUGUCUUUCCCAGGCAUAUCCGUGUUGCAGAUGAGCAGAGAGUGGCGGAAGUCUGGGAUCUGUUGCCUGGAGAUGAGAGGUAUCUGUCACAGAAGAGUGGAUCAGGACUUGUGAAUUGCAUGCGUCCUCUCUCUGUGACACCCCAGGCUAGUGCUGUCUGAGAGAGGCUGUAAGACUUGUUUGUUGUGGGUCUGAGUUGCAGCACCCAGAUUGACAAGUCACUGGAGGGAUUACGCCGUGUGCUGUAAGCCGUCUAUCUACAUGGCAAUAAUGAGUUUUUUUUCACCCAGACUGACUUAAAGCCCUACUAGCUAACUGAUCAUAUGAUACCCCUUGAGAAAGCUUGAAAGGAUGGAGCGCCAGCCCAGCAGCCUGACAGGAAAUGAGAAAUGAGCACCCAAACAGGAAGUGUGGCCAAGCAUUGUCCCGGAUGUCGGUUAUGUGACGGCAGCACCGGAAGCUGUAACCAACCACAGGAGUCUACCAUGACAGCAUCAUUGUGACCUAAUUCCGAGAUGGAUAACCUGCCCUGCACAGAGUAAUGAGACUGAACUAAGCUGAACCGUAUCUCUCUGCUUAGGACUGAGUGAAGAGAGAGGUUAUGGAGGAGGCUAUGGUGUGCUCUCCUCUCCCAGACCUCAAGGAGCCAGACAGCCAGACAUGGACCUCCAUGGAGCUCCUACCCCCGAGCAGGCCCCUGGAGGAGGCUAUUCGGUGGGGAGAGAUGGAGAAGCAGGUGAACGAGGCAGACAGGGAGAAAGAGGACAACUCUCCUGAAACUGGAAGGAUCUCUGAGGAGCCAGAGGAGCACUGGGACUCCAUGACUUUACCUGUGUACCCCAUGACCUGUCCCAGUGUCCUUCUGUCCUUUGCCACAGUGCAGUGGGACAUGCCUGACCUUUCCCCUGACACACCCUUCCCCAUGACUGACAACAGCUUGGCCGAUGAGCUGGAUUCCAGUGGAGCAGCCAGUCUGGACUGGACUGUGAACCCGCUGUCCCUCCUCCACCACCACCAGCAGCAGCAGCAUCAAUCCUGUGUGACAGUGAUAAACAUAGAGCUGUCUGUCCAGGAGAAGACAGAGAAGCACAAUAGACCGGAACAGCAGUUGCCUCUGGACAGUGAAAACUCCCAUCCGGCAUGUGAUACACCGAGCCCAGAUGUGGAGGCUUCAGCACAACAGCUAUUUGAGGAACAUGGUGAGUGCAGGCCCUAGUCAUUGUCCACAAAAAAAUCACAGGCUAACUCUUAUGUUAGCAACGGUCAUCGAAAUUGUUAAACGGUUUUUAAAAAAUUGAUUCUAUUAAAUGCAUGAGUUGGACAAUAGAUGAGGAUGCUCCAAACUUAUAGAAUAAAAAAUCAUAGCUUAUAUAACAUUGUACUGACACUGACAAAGAAUGAAUGACGUUCAGGCAUUUUGGUGGGAAUUCAGGUAUUCAAUUUAUAGUAGAAUUUAAC
This is a messenger RNA of Salvelinus sp. IW2-2015, 1525 nucleotides long. RefSeq lists its product as uncharacterized. Lineage: Eukaryota; Metazoa; Chordata; Actinopteri; Salmoniformes; Salmonidae. The record is from RefSeq and is a predicted model, not a curated record.